Molecule: messenger RNA, 1032 nt
Organism: Alternaria viburni
Lineage: Eukaryota; Fungi; Ascomycota; Dothideomycetes; Pleosporales; Pleosporaceae
Exons: 2
Coding region: 1-1032 (343 amino acids)
Source: RefSeq, a predicted model, not a curated record
AUGGCGACCCCGCCUGCUUCGGGCCAGCCACGCCGCUCCACACGCACAUCCGCACGCCCCGACUACGCCGAACCGUCGCCAGAAUCGGAAGACGAAGAGCACCUUGCCGAGUGCGUCCUUCAAGAGGAGCGUCGGGAAGAUGGCGUACUGUGGUACGAGGUCAAAUGGGCUGGCACCGAUCCGAAGACUGGUCUGCGCCACGAGCCCAGCUGGAUCCCGGCCGAUGGAGCAAAUAAGGCGUUGAAGAAGGACUGGGAGAGACUGAAGAGACUCCGUAGGGCCCGAGAUGCUCCCGCUGCUCGUACUGCCCGUCAGGCUGGAGCUACCCGUCGAGCUCAAGCUGAGCGUUCCGCCGGGGCUGCCCGUCAGGCUGAAGCCGAGCGUCUAGCUGAAGCUACUCAUCAAGCUAAAGCUGAGCGCACCGCCGAGGCUGGUCAUAUUGUUGAAGGCGUUCGGGCGGAUGAAGCUGCUCGGGAAGCCCCAGAUGGUCGCGUCCCCCAUACUGCCACCGCUCCCUCCGCCGGCGGGGCUGCUCCUUCGGCCGCAACACUCGAAGCCUCUGAUGACGACGAAUUCACACUUGCGCGCGAGUAUCAACCAAUAACUCCCCGGCGUGAAGAGCGCGCGAUGCGCCUUCUACAUCAACCUUACGAGUCCUUGCGUCGUACUCGCCAACCCUCCUGCGAUCGACCUCUUCCUUCAACCGAACAACCCUACACACUCAGUGCUAGGCAGACGACGGCACCCAUCUUCACACCUACGCCGCGCUCCGCUGUCUACCGUUAUCAGCCCUACCCAUCCAGCAGACCACCUAGCUCACCACCUAUACGACGGCCUGAGUCAUUACAUCGGCUAAUGGCGGAGGUAAUGGUGGAGUCGGCGCGAAACGCUGCAAACACGGAAUUGGACCGUCAAUGCUUCAUAUGUUUCGAUAGCGUCGAGACUUUUGAAGCGGAUGGUAUUCACUACCAGAGGCUACGUUGCUGCGGUAUGUAUCCCAUUCGUCUACUCACCAACACCUUGACUGACUAG